Messenger RNA from Schistosoma curassoni, 3210 nucleotides. Lineage: Eukaryota; Metazoa; Platyhelminthes; Trematoda; Strigeidida; Schistosomatidae. The record is from the annotation of a GenBank genome assembly.
AUGGCAACUGGUUCAUCAGACAGCUUGUUGGAUUCAGAUAAUGAGUCCGAGCGGCACCGUAAAUGUUCUACCUGUUCUUCAAGUUGCAUUAGUUGUUGUCGAAAUUGUCGAGGUCCAAAAGUUUACCAUGCUCGUGUAGUUAAUGUUGGUAGACCAUCGAAGACUCAGAAAUUUCCUUCGAAUCGGAUCAAUAAUCAAAAGUAUAAUGUAAUAAGUUUCAUUCCUUUGGUUCUUUUUGAACAGUUCAGUGUAUUUUUAAAUCUCGUCUUCCUUGUAAUUGCAUGUAGUCAAUUUAUUCCCGAACUUGGUGUGGGUCGUCUGUACACAUAUUGGGGGCCACUUGGUUUUGUGAUUGCAAUAACCAUGAUUCGAGAAGCGGUAGAUGACAUUGGAAGAUGGUCUCGUGAUCGCGAUGUCAAUAUGGCUGUCUAUGGAAAGUAUGUCCGCAACAAAGAAGUUUCCGUUAUGAGUUCAGAUAUCAAAGUUGGUGAUCUUAUUCGUUUAGAGAAGAAUCAACGAGUUCCAGCAGAUAUGAUCUUAAUAUGGACAUCAGAUCGAAAUGGUUCUUGUUUUAUACGGACAGAUCAACUUGACGGUGAGACUGACUGGAAAUUACGUUAUGCUAUACCAACUACACAUGCUUUUGUCAGCCGUACUGGUCAUCCAAGUUCAUUGUGGGAUAUGGAAGCUCAAGUUUAUGCUGAAGCGCCGAGACAGAGUAUACAUAAUUUCGAAGGAACGUUCGUUCGUACAGAUGUCAAUCCUACUUCACCAACAGAUUCUGAAGCAUCAGAAGUUUCAUUAAAUAUUGAUCACACACUCUGGUCCAACACUGUACUGGCUACUGGAAGUGCUAUUGGCUUGGUCAUAUACACAGGAUCAGAAACACGUGCAGUAAUGAAUUCAAGUAGAGUACGCACAAAACGUGGGAAAAUCGAUCAAGAGAUUAACAAUAUCACAAAACUCUUAUUCUGUAUCCUAGUACUUCUAGCUCUUAUCAUGGUUGCAUUGAAAGGUUUCAGUGGAUCUUGGUAUAAGUAUUGGUGGCGUUUUGUUGUUUUAUUCUCUUACAUUAUUCCUCUGGCUUUGCGUGUUAAUAUGGAUUUGGCAAAAAUCGUAUACUCUUUUAUGAUAAUGCGCGACAAAUCCCUGCCAAACUGCCUUGUUCGUAAUACUAAUAUACCUGAAGAAUUGGGUCGUAUUUGUUAUUUAAUGUCAGAUAAAACUGGUACACUUACACAAAAUGAAAUGGUUUUUAAAAAGCUACAUUUAGGCAGUGUAGCUUUUGCAUCAGAUUCCAUGGAAGAGGUUGUUCAAGGAUUGCGUAAUCAUUUCACUGCUGGUUCCACAAUCGGUAAUUUAUCAGAUCAAUUAACUCGUCAAAUUCGUCGUACAACCAAUGAACGUAUGGCUGAUGCAGUAUUAGCCUUAGCUAUAUGUCAUAAUGUUACACCGAUGACAGAAACUUAUUCAAAUCCUGGAUCAAUUGAUGUACCAGGUGGAGAGAGUAAAGAAGCUAUGGCUAUGGUAGAAUUAUCUGAUCCCAUUGGUUAUCAAGCUAGUUCACCUGAUGAAGUAGCUCUUGUUUCAUGGACUGCAACUGUUGGUGUAACACUUGUGUUUCGUGACUUGCACAGAAUGCGAUUACGUCUACCUAAUGACUCUUUUGUUGAGUAUGAAAUCUUGAAUUUAUUUCCAUUUUCAUCGGAAUCUAAACGAAUGGGUAUUAUUGUACGUGAUUAUUCAUCCAAAAGAAUAAUAUUUUAUGUUAAAGGUGCAGAUACUGUUAUGAGUAGUCUUGUAUCCUAUGUGGAUUGGUUAGAAGAUGAAGCUGGUAAUUUGGCUAGAGAAGGAUUACGAACAUUGGUUGUCGCUUCGCGUACUUUAACUGAAGAACAAUACUCAGAUUUCGCACAACGAUACCAUAGCGCUAAAAUGUCUUUAACUGAUCGUGUCGAAAAAAUGGAGUCAGUUGUAGCAACUUUAGAAACAAAUUUAGAAGUUCUCUGUUUAACAGGAGUAGAAGAUAAACUUCAAGAUGGAGUUCGUCCUGCAUUAGAAGCAUUAAGAAAUGCUGGUAUACGUGUUUGGAUGUUGACUGGGGAUAAACUUGAAACAGCUGCAUGUAUCGCUAAAUCUUCUCGUUUAGUCAGUCGUGAUACACCUAUGUAUAUAUUUAAAUCAGUUAGUGGUCGAAUGGAAGCUCAUUUAGAAUUGAACGCUUUUCGUAAACGUUGUGAUCAUGCCUUAUUGAUAACUGGAACAUCAAUGGAAACAUGCUUAAGAUUUUAUGAACAUGAAUUUGUUGAAUUGGCAAGACAAUCACCGGCUGUAGUUGUAUGCCGUUGUUCACCGACACAGAAAACACAAAUUGUCACUUUAUUAAGAUAUCAUACAAAAGCAAGAGUAGCAGCUAUCGGUGAUGGAGGCAAUGAUGUUGGCAUGAUUCAAGCAUCUGAUCUUGGUCUUGGUCUUUUAGGUAAAGAAGGUCGACAGGCUAGUCUAGCAUCUGAUUUCAGUUUAGCACAAUUUAAACAUGUUACACAAUUGUUACUUGUUCAUGGAAGGAAUUGUUAUAAAAAUACUGCUGCAUUGGCCUUGUUUGUUAUUCAUCGAGGUUCCAUUAUCACAGUCAUGCAAGCGAUAUUUUCAGCCGUUUUCUAUUUUGUUGCAAUACCGUUAUUCCCAAGUUUUCUAUAUGUUGGUUAUGCCACAGUGUUCACUAUGUUCCCUGUAUUUUCAUUGGUGCUUGAUAAGGAUGUACCGGAUCGUAUUGCUCUAACUUACCCUGAAUUAUAUAAAACUUUACAGAAAGGUCGUGAAUUAACUUUUAAAACUUAUUUCAUCUGGCAGUUGAUUAGUGUUUAUCAAGGUAGUGUUAUCAUGUAUGGUGCAUUGUUACUUUUCGAAGAUGAAUUCAUUCAUGUAGUAGCUAUCACAUUUACAGCUUUAUUAUUAACAGAAUUACUUAUGGUAGCUAUUACCAUACGUACAUGGCAUCUUCUAAUGAUUUUAGCGGAAGUUAUCAGUUUAGCAAUUUAUAUAAUGGCUUUGAUUGUCAUGAAAGCAUAUUUUGAUUCAGUAUUUCUAAGAACAAUUGGAUUUGUUUGGAAAGUAUUAGCUAUCACUGGUGUCAGUUGUAUACCAAUAUUAAUAUUGAAAUUUAUUCAUUAUAAAUUUAGACCAUCGAUUUAUUCAAAACUACAAUAG